UGUUGGUGGAUAAACAACUAGAAACUUGGAUGAGUGCUUCGUGGGGAAGAGUUUUCAGCUUCUUGUGGGCGGCUCAAAUUACCAAAUCCUCCCGGAGACACUCCCACCGUGUACCUACAGCAGGAAGGACAACAUCUGUCUGAAACAGCAAUGUCCUCACUUUGUGACUAACGUGUAUCACCGGCUUUCUCUUUUUUUAUUAAGCUCUUUCCAAAUCCCACGGUUGAAUCUGCUUUUGCUGCAGUUUCUGUGAAACCAGUUAAAUGGGCUGACGAGAGAGAGGCGCUCCAGAAUUGACGUGGCAACUCACCCAUGCAGUCUCACCGAGGCUGCUGUGACUUGUGAUGUGAAUCAUCCGGCCGAAACUCCAAAUAAAUCAUCAGCGUUUGACAUCAAAGCUCCUGCUCUACCGUGUCUCUCUCCUGAGUCGGUGACUCCCACUGCAUUGCUACACAGAAGUUUCCCUUACAGUCUACACAGAGACCGGGAGAAGAUGAUCUUCCUCAUCCUGCUGCUCCUCUUCCUCACCCCCUGUGUCUCUGGAACAUUUGUAGUGAAUGUGACUCAGACUUCCUAUCACGCAGAGGAGAACCAGAACAUCACCCUGGAGUGGACCUUCAACACCAGAAGAGACACUUCCCUCAGAUCCAUUUCUACCUUCUGUCAGUUGUUUACUGAAGGCAGGUACUCAGUCCUGUUUCAUCUGCAUCAAGGUGUUGAAUCCCCAGAGUCUCAGGAUCCACAGUUUUCAGGACGAGUCCAGUGGGACAAAGACGUCCUCACAGAAGGACGCCUCACACUUCAUGUCUCCAGACUCAGGACCAAUGACUCUGGGUUUUAUGUGUGUGACAUACUCGUCAGACCUGAUGGGAGUAACUCUAGGAGAUGCUGGCUCAACGUCACUGCUGCUGAAGAGCUCGAACCUCAGGGACCAACAGAGAGUCCUCAAGCAGAGAGUUGGACAGGUUUUUGGGUUACCGUUGGAGUGUCAGCAGCUGUUCUGGUUCUCUUUGUUGUCAGCAUUUGGAAAGUUUGUAUUCCUAGAUUUAAGAGAAGAACCUACAUUGCAGUCAUACAGAUGGAGAGUUCAUCAGAGGAACAAACCAUCCAGACUAACAUAUCUCCAUCUGAAUCUGAGCAUGAAGUGAGACUCUCCAACAUCUGAGUCAGGAAAGAGCUCAGUGUAACCUCUGUAAAGUGUCAUUUUUAUACUUAUUUAUUUCAGUUUUCACUGAGUUUGAUCAUUCAGCUGUAAGGUCAUCAACCCCUUUGUGUACAUGGAUAUUGUUACCAUGCUGCAUUUAAUGUCAUGUUCAAAUGUUACACAUUAUAAAUGAAUCAAUUGUAUUUACUUUUUCACUUAAAAGUGACACAAUCUGCUUUGAAUGUCCUACAUGAGGAAAUAUUUGGAAAUGUCGUAUUGGAUCGACUUCUUGGUGUUAAAAUAUGUUAUUCCUUUGUGUUAUAAUAAAGGUGUUUAUUCUUUAACACUAU
Gymnodraco acuticeps is the source of this 1494-nucleotide messenger RNA. RefSeq lists its product as uncharacterized. The record is from RefSeq and is a predicted model, not a curated record. Gene Ontology annotation, cellular component: external side of plasma membrane. Bases 494 to 1165 code for a protein of 223 amino acids. NCBI's taxonomy places the organism in Eukaryota, Metazoa, Chordata, Actinopteri, Perciformes, Bathydraconidae. The transcript is spliced from 4 exons. Gene Ontology annotation, biological process: immune response; negative regulation of T cell proliferation; cell surface receptor signaling pathway.